Cygnus atratus (black swan) is the source of this 1082-nucleotide messenger RNA. It is a transcript of the gene HAX1, whose product is annotated as HCLS1 associated protein X-1. Gene Ontology annotation, cellular component: apical plasma membrane; actin cytoskeleton; sarcoplasmic reticulum. The transcript is spliced from 7 exons. Bases 56 to 934 code for a protein of 292 amino acids. Lineage: Eukaryota; Metazoa; Chordata; Aves; Anseriformes; Anatidae. The record is from RefSeq and is a predicted model, not a curated record. Gene Ontology annotation, biological process: negative regulation of apoptotic process; regulation of actin filament polymerization.
UUUGCGGCGGCGGCGCUUUGCGGCUGCGGGCGGCGGCGCUUCGCGGCCGGGCCCGAUGAGCUUUUACGACGCCUUCCGCGGCUUCUUCGGGCUUCCGGGGGGCCGCAGGCCCCGGGAGCCGCUGUUCGGCGGAGCGCCGCGGGACGAGGACGGGGCCGAGGACGCCGAGGGCCCCCCCCGGCCGCCGCCCCCCGAUGGCUUCGGCUUCGGCCCCGGCGGCGCCCUGGAGGAGCUGCUCCGGGACGCGGGCGAGCUCCUGGGCGUCUUCGGGGGGGCCUGGGCCGGGCCCCCCCCGGCCAUAGAGCCCCCCCUGCCCGACCCCGGCCCCGGGCGGCCGCUGCGCAACUCGAUGCUGAAGCACCCGGACGGCCCCGAGGGCGCCCGAGACCCGGCCCGGCCCUGGAGCCCCCUCCCGGGGCUGGAGGACGCUCGCCCGGCCCCCCCGGAGCACAGGGAGGACCGAGAUCUGGACUCGCAGGUGUCCUCGGCGGGGCUGGGCACCAUCCUGAGGCCCAACGAGCCCCAGCCCCGCUCCUACUUCAAGAGCGUCUCCGUCACCAAAGUGACGCUGCCUGACGGGGCGGUGGAGGAGCGCCGCACCGUGCAGGACAGCCACGGGCGCCGCGAGACGACCGUCACCCUCCGGAGGGGCGACCAGGCCUUCGUCACCACCACCAAGGAGGACGGGACGGGCAAGGACUACCGCGAGGAGGUGCUCAACAUGGAUGACCGUGAGUGGGGCGCCGAGGGGGGGUGCAGGAGGAGUGAGGGGAGCGGGACGGCGCCCUGCGAGCGAGCCCCCCCCUGCCCUCCAGGGGAGCUGGCGCAGUUCGCAGGCACGUGGCCGCAGCAAGACGAGCUCCACGCUCCCACCCUGAGCGAUCCCUUGUCCGUGCUGGGCACCUUCUUCCGUCACUGGUUCUCCGGCUGGUAGCCCUGCCCUCCUGGCAGCUGCCCCCGUGGGUCAGGUCCUGCUGGGACGCAGCGGCUGCGCUGGGGGCUGCCCCCUGUUCUGGGGCACCGCCGCGUUUUGGGGGCGAGCGUGUAUAUGUGUACAGAGCAAUAAAGUCUAUUUAUGCUAA